Molecule: messenger RNA, 6159 nt
Organism: Heterocephalus glaber (naked mole-rat)
Lineage: Eukaryota; Metazoa; Chordata; Mammalia; Rodentia; Bathyergidae
Source: RefSeq, a predicted model, not a curated record
UCUGAAAGUAACCCUUUAAAAUGAGUAAGUAGGGCCGAGAUGGCACACGCCUGCAAUCCCAGCACUCGGGAGGCUGAGGCAGGAGGAUUGCUGCUCAUUUGAGGCCAACCUGAGCUAUGUAUUGAAUUCAAGGCCAGGAUGGACUCAAAGAGAAUAGGUAGUUUGCUGUAACUUGCCCAAGGAUUGCCCUAGAAGAAUUCCCACAAUUCAGGGUGCGGGCCCCGCCUCCUGUGGCCUUGUGCCUGUGGAUUGGCCCGUUUUGGCGCCCGGGCGUGGCUGUGGCCCAGCCGAGUCGGCCGUCGCCAUGGCCCACGCUGAGGCCCUGGGGCCUCGACGCUCGUUCUGCUCGCCUGUACCGGGUCUCCUGUGGCUCCUGCCGUGUUUGCUUGGCACUCGGGCCAACAAGCUUAACGUUCCGCAGGUGUUGCUGCCCUUCGGCCAGGAGCCAGGCCCCGCGCUCUUCCUGCUGGAGGCCGAGCGGGGCUGCUACGCCUGGCAUUCCACCCAUGAUGAUGUAGUUACUGUUGAGCCUUUAUAUGAAAAUGGCACCUUAUGUUCUCAAAGAGCCGUACUCAUUGCUGAAUCUACGCAGCCAGUAUGCCUCAGCAGUGUUAUUCUUGCUCGAGAAAUAGUGACUGACCAUGAACUACACUGUGAUGUUAAGGUUGAUGUGAUAAACAGCAUUGAAAUUGUAUCUCGGACCCGGAAACUCUAUGUAGAUGAUUCACCUCUGGAACUGAUGGUGAGAGCAUUGGAUGCUGAAGGAAAUACUUCUAGCAGUUUGGCAGGGAUGAUGUUUGAGUGAACCAUUGCUCAGGAUGACAAGUCAGCAAGAGAAGAGAUGUCUAGCAAAAUUAGGAUUCUGAAAUACCCUGAAGCAGAAUAUUCUCCCCCAGGCUACAUAGUUGAGAUGGAAAAAGAAGAGAAAUGAGGGGAUAGGAUUUUGGUGUCUGGCAUUAGAACUGGUAUUGCUGCUAUAAAAGUUCAAAUUUAUGAAUCAUUCUAUAAGAAUGUGGCAGCAGCACUGAUACAUCUCCUUGUUUUAGAGAAUGUCUUUCUUAUACCGUCCCAUGAUAUUUAUCUCUUAGUAGGAGCAUAUGUUAAGUACAAAGCUGCAAAAAUGGUUCAGGGAAUAAUGACAGAGGUGAAAUUUCCCCUGGAACAUUACACACUGGAAUUGCAGAAUCAUAGAGUUGCACAUAAUGGAUCUCUUUCUAGCAAAGUGGCUUUACUGGAUGAGAAAACGGCCACAGUGACUGCCUUCCAACUGGGCCAAACUGAUCUUGUCUUUGUCCACAAAAGUAUCCUUUUCAAAAAUUCAAAUAUCCACCUGCAAUCUGUUUCUGUACCCCUAAAUCGCACCAUAUAUGUUGUAGAUCCUGGAUUUUUAGGUUUCACCAUCUCCUCUGGAGACCGAUGGAGCCUGGAGGUUGGACAGGUGUACACCAUUUCAGUAGAGGUGUUUGAUAAAAGCAGCAAGAAGGUCUACAUUUCAGACAAUCUCAGAAUUACGUGCAGCUUCCUGACGGAGUAUUUUGAAGAGCAGCUAACUACUGUGAAUGGAUCUUACCAUGUAAUAAAAGUCCUGAAAGCUGGUGUGAACAUAAAUGGAUCUCUGACUUCCAUUAUUCACCAGAAUAACAGUAUUCAGCCUAUCAAAGUUCUGACUCAACACCAGCAAGAAGUGGUUAUUUAUUUCCCCAUCAAGCUCACACCUGCCUCCCUGGCAUUUCCUCAUCAUCCCCUGGGAGUGCUGUAUCACUAUCAAGUACAGGCGGAAGGUGAUAGUGGCAACUUCACCUGGACUUCUUCUAAUGAUACAGUGGCUGUGGUCACCACUAAAGGAGUAGUGACUUCGGGUCGAGUCAGGGGGAAAAGCACAGUGUGGGCCCGAGCUGUGCAAAAUCCCUAUCGGUGUGGGGAGAUGAAGGUGUAUGUCCUGAAACUGAACAAAAUGGAACUGUUACCCUUCCGUGCUGGUGAGAUUGGCCAGAUUAUAGAAAUCCGCAUCUCAAUGUAUCACAUGAAUGAGACCAAACAGGCUGUGGCAUUCACAGACUGUUCUCAUUUACCCAUGGAUCUCGACAUGGAUAAGCAAGGCGUCUUCAUUCUCCUUGAAGAAGGUAUGCAAAGACCUGGACGGAUGCACUGCACCAGUGUGCACAUAGUGGCCAGGUCUCCAGGGCACACCCUGGUGACCGUGCAACUGAGUGACCAUGAGGAGCACCUGCAGAGCAGUGCCACGUUCGCUGCAUAUGAACCCCUACAGGCCCUCAUCCCCGCGGAGGUGGCGUUGGUGACGUGGCGCUCUGUGAAGGAGAUGGUGUUUGAAGGAGGCCCGCGCCCGUGGGUCUUGGAGCCCUCCUGAUUUUUUCUGGAGCUGAGCACAGAGAAGAGAGAGAAGAUUGAAAUAACGGAAGUCCGGCUGCCAGCCAAGAGGAAACAGAACCAGGACAUACACCGAGUCCUGUGCUUGGAUUUAGGGGAACAAGUUCUCACAUUCCGAAUUGGAAAUCACCCAGGUGUUCUGAACCCUAGCCCAGCUGUGGAGGCCGUGCAGGUGCGUCUUGUGUGUGCCCACCCUGCCAGUGUGUCGGUGACACCAGUGUACACAGUGCCAGCUGGCAUCCAGCCGUGUCCUCUGCUGCAGCACAGUGCGCAACUGAUUCCUAUAUCAAACCUGAGGGACACAGUCCUGGAGCUCACAGUGUUUGAUCGGCACAGAAGAAAAUUUGAUAAUUUCAGCUCACUAAUACUAGAAUGGAAAUCUUCCAAUGAAACACUAGCCCAUUUUGAAGAUUGUAAAUCAGUGGAGAUGGUAGCUAAAGAUGAUGGCAGUGGGCAAGCCCGAGCACAUGGUCAUCAAAUCCUUAAAGUACAUCAGAUAAAAGGGACUGUAUUCACUGAAGUCAAUUUUGUGGGAUACUCAGAGGAGAAGAGCCCAAAGGGUGUUGCCAGCACGCCCAGGUCUGCAGCCCUGGGGCUGCUCCUGGUGGAGGAUGUGACUGUGCGGCCGGAGAGUGCCACCAUCUACAACCACCCCAACGUGCAGGAAGUAUUUAGCCUCGAGGAAGGCUCUGGUUACUUUUCGGUCAGCAGCAGUGAGCGGACGGACGUCGCUGCCAUCACUUACACAGAAGCGGAGAGCUCUGUGCAGUUAGUUCCUGUACGGCCUGGAUUUCUCACCCUGGAAGUCUGUGAUCUGUGCCUGGCUUUCUCCGUUCCAGCAAAAGCCCACCUGAGGGUGUCAGACAUACAAGAACUGGAGCUCGAUUUGAUCGAUAAGGUUGAGAUAGGCAGAACUGUGUUUGUGACAGUGAGGGCUCUCAACUCUUCCAAACGCCCAUUCCGAAAUAAAUACUUCAGGAACAUGGAGCUCAGGCUGCAGCUCGCGUCGGCCAUCGCCACUCUGACACUAAUGGAGGAACAGGAUGCGUACUCUGAAAACUAUGUCCUUCAGGCCAUCGCUAUUGGGCAAACCACACUUGUGGCUGCCGCCAGAGACAAGACAGGGAGAAAAUUCACAUCAGCCCCUCGGCACAUUGAAGUGUUUCCUCCAUUCAGACUUGUUCCAGAGAAAAUGACACUGAUUCCAGCUAACAUGAUGCAGGUGACAUGCGAAGGCAGCCCUCAACCCCAGUCUGUCAACCUCUUCUCCAGCAGUAAUCAGUCGGUGGCUGUCGUUAACAGGAGGGGGCAGGUUACAGGGAGAGCAGUUGGCACAGCUGUGGUCUAUGGCUCCAUCCAGACAGUAAAUGAAGACACUGGCAAAGUCAUUGUAUUUUCCCAGGAUGAAGUGCAGAUUGAAGUUGUUCGGCUAAGGUCUGUUAGGAUCGUUGCAGCUACAACUCAACUCAUCACCGAUGCCGAGAUGCCAGUGUAUGUCAUGGGAGUGACCAGUACACAGAGCCCUUUCUCCUUUAGCAAUGCCCACCCAGGGCUCACUUUCCACUGGUCCCUGAGCAAAAUGGAUGUGUUGGAUCUAGUGCCCAGGCAUUCAGAGGUUUCCCUGCAGCUUCCAGAAGAGAAUAACUUUGCCAUGGUUGUUCACACAAAAGCGCCUGGCAGGACCAGCAUCAGAGUCACCAUCCGCUGUGUGGACAGCUCCUCCGGGCAGUUUGAGGGGAGCGUGUUGGAACUGUCUGAUGAAAUUCAGAUCCUGGUGUUUGAAAAACUCCAACUUUUCAAUUCAGAGUGCCAGCCUGAGAAGAUUCUAAUGCCUCUGAAUUCUCAGCUCAAACUCUACACUAACAGAGCUGGGGCGGCCUCGGUCACCGCACGAGUGCUCCAGUGUUCCCCUAACCUGCCCGUGGUUGAGGAGGAUGGUGCAGGACUCCUGAAAGCUGGUUCCGUGGCAGGAACUGCUGUGCUGGAAGUCACUUCUGCAGAACUUUUUGGAGUCACAACCAUAACUGGGGUCCAGGUGGCUCCAGUGACCUACCUGCUUGUGAGCAGCCACCCCAGACUGUACACAGCCCCAGGAAGGACACUGUCAGCCUUUCCUGUGGGCAUGGCGCUCACUUUCAUUGUCCAGUUUUACAGUAGCAUCGGAGAGAAAUUCCAUACGCACAGCACGCAACUUUAUCUUUCUCUGAACAGAAAUGACCUGCUGCUUAUUGGACCAGGAAGUAGGAAUUAUACCUACACAGCCCAGGCUGUGAGCAGAGGGCUAACACUCGUGGGGCUGUGGGACCAGCAGCACCCGUGCAUGGCAGACUACAUCCCUGUGGCCUUGGAGUAUGCCAUCGAGCCAGACACCACGCAGACCUCUGUGGGGGAUGUCGUCUGCUUCAGCACGCAUCUCGUCAGCGAGCAUGGUGAGCCUGGGAUGUGGAUGAUUUCUGAUGACAGUACUCUACAGACAGAUGUUGUCACUGGAGUUGGCGUGGCCAGGAGUCCCGGAACUGCAAUGAUUUUUUACGACAUCCCGGGAGUAGUGCGAACAUAUCGAGAGGUGACAGUCAAGGCAUCAUCAAGAUUGACAUUCACCUAUGACCUGAAGAAUUCUCUCACCAACAGCCCCCAUGCAGCUGCAUUCAAACUCUUCAUCACUACGGGCAGGAGUGGUGUCAAUCUGAAAGGCUCUUGUACCCCAAAUCAGGCCCUGGCCAUCACAAAAGCCCUUUCUCCAGAGACCCUCGUGCUGUGCCAUGUACAGUUCAGUAAUACUCUGCUAAACAUUCUGGCAAGUAAAGUCUUCCAUGUCCAUUCAGACUUCAGCGUGGAGAAAGGGGUUUACGUCUGCCCAAUCAAGGUCAGACCGCAGUCAGAGGAGCUGCGCCAAGCCCUCAGUGUGGCUGACACCUCGGUCUAUGGCCAGGCCUCACUGCACAGUGAUGGCACCCAGUCGGGGAUUUGGAGUGCGCCCCUUCCCUUCACCCCUGCCUUCUACAUCAACCAGUCGGAGCUGCUGCUCAGCCACAGACAGGCCGCCGGGGCGCUCCGAGUCCAGGGUGUGGACAGGGUUCUCCACAACUUACAGGUCUCCCCCAGCUCCCUGGUCCUGGUGGUCUCUGAGCACUGGCACUCCCCCGGCCUGGCCACGUACCCGGUCCUGGUGGCCAACUUUACUGCCCUCCAGCAGAUGGCCUUCCCCGUGUUCAUCAACAUCUCCUGCUCGCUCACAAGCCAACAAGAGGCUGUGGUGGUGAGAGCUGAGAGAAAUUCCCAUGCAGCAUACAGUGCCUUCCUGAACAAGAUACAAACCGUUCCAGUUGUUUAUGUACCAACUGUAAGAACACCACAGCCAGGGCUUUGUACCUACACAAAUUCUUCCUCUCCCUUCAUGAGCACACAAGCCCCAGCCCUCCAGAGCCAGCUUCCACGUUGGCUAUGGAGUGCAAGGCACUGACCUACCCUUGGAUGAGUUCCCUGCAACUGUCGGAAAGAUUUCCAGCCCAGCCACAUUCUCUACACUAAGCCUCUGAAAACAAGCUCCUGAAAAGUAUAAUCAAAGGAUUUUAAGCUGUUUUAAUAAAACUGCUGUUGGACUGUGUUGUAAAUAUUGUCAGCUCUUGACACUAAGAAAACAUUAACACUUACUUGCCCCGCACGACUAUUCCACUCUUCUGGCUGCCCCUGAAUAAUGGAGGCAUGAGCUUCCUAGCAGUUACACAAGACAAUAAAACGGGACAUAUCCAAAAUCUGUUUAUUGGGAUG